AUGAUUGACAAAAUACUGGUUUGGAACGUGCGGGGGUUGGGCACGUCUAAAAGAAGACUGAGGAAUCUGAUAAGGAAAUAUAAACCAUCGGUUUUAGCACUUUUUGAACCUUUUGCUGCUGAGGAGGUGAUGGUGUACUGGGCGAAUGUUUUUGGAUAUCCAUCUUACUGUGCCAAUGAAGCUAUGGGAGGGAAGAUUUGGGUAUUCUGGAUUGAGGAGUUGACAUUUGAAAUGCAAGGUAUGUCAAAUCAGAUGAUUUUCGGUUGCUUUAGCAAGGGAGAUGUAAGUAUUAAUCUGGUUUUAGUUUAUGCAAAAUGUAAUCCCAUGGAAAGAAGGUUGCUUUGGCAAGAUAUGGAGGCAAUGCGAGAUGAUCGUAUUCCAUUAUUGGUGGUAGGUGAUUUUAACAUUAUCCGAGAUGAUCGAGAAUGUAUUGGGGGUAAUCCUAGACCUCUGUCUGCUACGUCGGAGUUUAAUUCCUGUAUACACAACUGUGGUCUAGUGGAGAUGACAGGUUAUGGAGGAAAAAUGUUUCCGUAUGGGUGUAUGGAGUAUCUAAAGAGGAAGACAUCGGAUCAUUGUCCAAUGUUAAUCAAGCUUGCCGUGGAGUCCCAGAGGUAUGGCCCGGCUCCUUUUCGGUUUCAAAGUAUGUGGUGCACUCAUGAGAAGUUUCUUCAGUGUGUGGAGGAGGUAUGGAGAGAACCGAUUUCUGGGAAUGGGUUAGUAUGCUUGGCAGCAAAAUUGAAGAAGUUGAAGCCGGUGCUUAGGAAGUGGAAUCAGGAGAUUUUUGGCCGAGUCAAUCAGUCAAUAAAGGAGUUAGAGGCUAAAGUGGAACUUCUGGAAAUUCAGUUGCAAGAAAGUCACGAAACAGAUUUAGAGAAUGAGUAUAUGCAGACAAAAGCUGAAUUAGAGAGGUGGGAAAACAGGGAAGAGAUCCGGUUGUCUCAACAGGCCAAAAAGAGAUGGCUCAUGGAUGGGGACCGUAACUCCAAGUUUUAUCAUGCUGCGGUCAACCAACGGAGGAAGGCUACUGCAGUUUCACGAAUGACACUACCCAAUGGAGUUGUUCUGGAGUCUCGGGAGGAUAUUCAUAAUGCAGCAGUGAGCCAUUUUCAGAAUUUCCUCACCGGGGAGGGACUUGCGGGAGAGCCAGAUUUAAAUGGGUUAAUUACUCCGGUGGUGAAUGUGAAGGAAAAUUAG
This is a messenger RNA of Carya illinoinensis, 1197 nucleotides long. RefSeq lists its product as uncharacterized. NCBI's taxonomy places the organism in Eukaryota, Viridiplantae, Streptophyta, Magnoliopsida, Fagales, Juglandaceae. The transcript is spliced from 2 exons. Gene Ontology annotation, molecular function: catalytic activity. The record is from RefSeq and is a predicted model, not a curated record. The coding region runs from base 1 to 1197 and encodes 398 amino acids.